This is a messenger RNA of Pseudozyma flocculosa PF-1, 804 nucleotides long. RefSeq lists its product as uncharacterized. The record is from RefSeq and is a predicted model, not a curated record. The transcript is spliced from 2 exons. The coding region runs from base 1 to 804 and encodes 267 amino acids. NCBI's taxonomy places the organism in Eukaryota, Fungi, Basidiomycota, Ustilaginomycetes, Ustilaginales, Ustilaginaceae.
AUGGUCACUACCCGCUCCCAGUCGCGUCUCCCCGCGCACGCCACCACGGCCACUGCCGCGGCCAAGGGCGACACCCGCACCCGUCGCAACCAAGCCAAGACGACGGCAUCAUCAUCCACCCCACAGCCCAGCAAAGCCGACACCGACAACGCCAACGCCAACGACGACGACGACGACGAUCCCAAGCCGCCGCGCAAAAGGACCAAGCCGUCAACUACCUCGACGACUCCGACGACAAAGACGCGGCAGUCCAACAAGUUUCCGUAUCACCUUCCGCUGUCGCAGCUCGACCUUCGCGCGCACCCGCACCUCUACCGACCGGGGGUGGGCGAGCAGGGUGUUCUGCAGGUACGGCCGUACAAGGAUGAGAUACUGCCGCACUGGACCUUCAAGACGCCACAGCGGGCGCAGUGCAGCGCCGAAAAGAUCCGAGGGAUGUUUGAAGUCUACCUCGACCAGGGCGAUUUUGUGGGUUGCGACAUGGCGCGCAAGUUCAUCCAGAUGGGAUAUACCCGCUCCAGACGUUACGCCAACCACCGCGGCGGGAGAAAGUACCGCGAUCCGGCCGACCAUUCACGCGGGCAGCUCGACCGUCUAGCGCCGCCGGACCAGGAUCCGGACAAGGUCGAGAGCGCGCGCAUCUUUCGGCGCUACCUCGAUGACAUCCUCGCAGACGAGCGGUACACGCGUCUCAGGCAGAGCUUCCUCGAUACCCACGCCCGCGUCCCCGUCCCGCACGAGGAUAGCGACGAGAUUGUGCGACUGCGACAGGAUAGGGAUCGCAUUCCGUUUAGGCACUUCUAG